AGCAGCGACAGUGCUGCUUUACGAGGCGGCGCGUAUCGCCAACGUCCCGAUCCGGUCUAUCGCCCGCCCAGCGAUGCAGAUGAAGACUAUGAAGAAGACGAAGACGAAAAGUACUGGAGAGACUACGAAAUCCAUCGCAGAAAGCCCAAGGACAUCCCCGAGGACGACAACUCAAGCACCAGCAGUGACUGGAACAAGUAUGGGAGUCUCCCGCUGGCUGUAAAGGAAUACAAUGUGGCUUUCGCUGAGCUGGAGGGGAGCGAGCACUGGAAUUCCGAGCAGAGAAAGAUUCACAAGCUCAUCUACAUGCGUGGUCUCCAUCCCAUGCUGCCCUCAACAUGGAGAUUGAGCUUCAAGAUGUGGGGCAUCACCCAGCCGGAACUUGACAACGUCUUCUCCCCAAGAAACAGCAAGAAGCGCGUGGUAAUCCAUGCAAAUGGCAGCGAGUUGGAAGCAACAAAAGCACUCGAGUCGCUGUUCUAUCUUUCGCAGACAGUCGCCGACUAUGAGGAAAUCGGCUGCGAGGACAAAAUCUCUCGAACCAUCAGCAAGGGAAUCCGGAACUACAUCAAUUGGGCUCUCAGGGAUGCGGGCAUCUCCAGGUCUAAGACACAGCUCAACAUGCUGGUGAGGGAAUACCCGCCUGAUUUCAGCGCCUAUGCCGAAAACAAGAGCAGAGAGGCAGAUCUGACUCCUUCCUCUCCGAUUGGCGACUCCGAAGGAGGACAGAGAAAAGUCGUCAACGUUCAGGUAACCUCCAUCCUGACCGAGGAAGAGCAACAGAGACUCUUCAUGGAGGCAAUCUCACAAGAUGUCGAAAAGCGGCUCCGCAACCGGGGCCAGCGAUGGCGCGAACUCCUCCGUGAUGACGAGGGCAGAGGCUACGGAGCGCAGCCCCCGACGCUGUAUGCCUUUGCCAUUGUGCAACACAUUGUCAUGGUUGCCAGCCACGACCCGAGCGACACAAAACAUCCUGUUGUUGUGCUGGAGCAGGUCCGGUUGAAUAAUAGGGGACAUUGGCUGUGGAAUGCGCUGGCGUUAGCUAUUCCGAUCAAUGUGGCGCGGGAUUCCCUGGAUCGGUUGUGGGACACGGGCGUGAUUGUCCCGGCGCACGACGAGUUUGAUCCAGACCCAGAUCUCUGA
This is a messenger RNA of Canariomyces notabilis, 1143 nucleotides long. RefSeq lists its product as uncharacterized. NCBI's taxonomy places the organism in Eukaryota, Fungi, Ascomycota, Sordariomycetes, Sordariales, Chaetomiaceae. The record is from RefSeq and is a predicted model, not a curated record. The transcript has 2 exons. The annotation marks the transcript as partial.